AUGAUUCAAAGCUCCUCUCAAUCGUCAUCCAAACUCGUUUCUUCUUUUGAUGAAUAUGGUCUGUCAUUUUCUUCUACUGGUAUUAACACUUCACAUCCACUUGAUUCCUUCUUCCCUUCAUGCGAAAAUUCCUGUGAUUGUCCUUCUCAUGGAGGAGAAGAAGAAGGAUCACUCAUGUUGAAUUUGGAUGUGAAUGAUUUCAUGACUUGUUAUCUUCACAUGAAGAGUAGUAGUAAUACCACAUCUACUACUACUACUACUACUACUACCACUACUCAUUGCUCAACAUUGAACUUCUUCUUCAUCCAAAACGCUCAAAAUUCAUCAACCACCACCAUCGCCGCUAAGAAUAUGGAGAAUUUUUCCACCCUCUUGACUUCACCACCACACAAACCUUCAUGCUCCACUGUACCAACACUAAUUCCAACAACAACAACACCCUCCCAAUCUUGCAAGUCUCCUUCUGCGCCUCAAUUAUUAUUCGUCCAUGCCAACUCGAAACAACAACAACAACCCUCAUUGAAGAACACUACUCGUUGCCAAAACUCCUCAACAAAUCCUCCAAAUCCUGAAUCGAUGCAAUUUACAUUUCCUUCUUGGACCUUUCAUCUGGUUGAUACAUCUACCAGUCCAGAGGAAUCGAAUGUAUCUAAAACAAGUUCUUUAUUCUCACCUUCCUCCUCCUCCUCCUCCUCAGAUAGGAAUUCAUCUCAUGGAGAAUCUUCAUCCUCUUCUUCAACGUCUUUGAUAACAAUGGGAACCGCUGCAAGUACUACUUCAACCAUAAGUUCGAGUGAGAAGAAUUUUCAUAAUAACGGAUUUAAAUUUAAGGUACAAACAAUUUCUCCAUUUCAUUCCUUGUAA
Messenger RNA from Naegleria fowleri, 864 nucleotides. RefSeq lists its product as uncharacterized. Lineage: Eukaryota; Heterolobosea; Eutetramitea; Acrasida; Naegleriidae. The transcript is spliced from 2 exons. The coding region runs from base 1 to 864 and encodes 287 amino acids. The record is from RefSeq and is a predicted model, not a curated record.